AUGUUUGGGCUUAAAAAACUUAUUAAAAAAUGUAUUUCACCAUCACCAUCGCCGGUCGACAAAAAUGAUGAAGAAAAGGAAGCGUUUCGUAAAUUAUUAGAAAGGAAAAAGCUUCUUCAACUCGAAGCUCUUGAGAUGAAGUUAGCCGCUUUCGCUGGGUUUAACCGUAAUAAUCCCAUAAAGUAUCAGUAUUUGACUAGAAAGAAACCAAGCAAGAAAAGCAACGUAACAAACUCUGAAGACUUUCGUGAUGAAAUCAACAAUAAUACCCAAGUAAAGGAAUUUUGCGAAACCCCAUCAUUUAUAAAGGGAACCAUGUUUGACUACCAGAUAGAUGGUUUGAACUGGAUGAUUUCUUUGCAUCGUAACGGUCUCAACGGUAUACUGGCCGAUGAGAUGGGUCUUGGAAAAACCAUUCAAUCAAUUUCAAUGCUCGGUUAUCUUAUGAAUAAAUGUCAAAUGAAAGGACCCUUUCUCGUAAUUGCACCUCUGACAACGUUAGAAAACUGGAUAAGAGAAAUAACUACAUUCCUUCCUUCUGCCAAAGCGUUACGAGCACACGCAUUAGGCGAUGAAAAAAUAGAAGUUUUACAAAAAUUGAAAAAUCCAAAGCGCUCAUGGCACGUCGCAGUCACUUCGUACCAAUUUUUUACCAACCACAAAUACCAUUUUCAAAAAGUAAACUUCUACUAUGCUAUCAUCGAUGAGGGCCACAUUGCGAAAAAUGAGAACACACGUUUUCCAAAGGCGCUUAAAUUGUGCAACAUUCAAAGUAUGAUUAUGCUGACGGGUACUCCGGUACACAACAAUUUACACGAGCUGUGGGCGCUGCUAAAUCUGCUCAUGCCAUUGUUUUUCAAUAACGCCCUAAGCUUUGAUUCAUGGUUCAAGGUGGAGGACUGUGUCGAUCCAACCCACGAGCAGACGAUUCGACUACAUAAUUUACUCAAGCCACUAAUGCUCCGUCGGACAAAGGACGUUGUAACGGCAAUCCCGUCAAAGGUACGCGUCAACAUUUAUGUGCCCCCAACGGAGCAAAUGUGUAUUUGGUCACACAAGUUGGCUAAUAACAACAUUAUGAAGGUAAACCCUGACGGAAGCCUGUCGCAGUUAUAUAUAGGAAACGUCUUCAUGCAAUUCCGGAAAAUGGUUCAGCAUCCUUUUCUCAUACCUGGUGGGGAACCGGAAACGUCCAAUUUUGUUACGAACGACAUCGUGGAGCACAGCGCCAAAAUGAUCGUGCUCGAUAAGUUACUGUCGCGGCUUCACAAGCGUGGUUCAAAAGUACUCAUAUUCAGCCAGUUCGUUUUGGUAUUGGAUGUCCUAAUGGAUUAUCUCGAUUGGCGUGGGUAUAAAUACUGCACACUGCAUGGCAAAACCACUUACGAGGAACGCGGGACGUACAUGGAAGAAUUUAACCGACCCGAUUCAGAUAAAUUUAUUUUCCUGCUGUCGACCCGGGCAGGUGGUCUUGGCAUAAACCUGGUCGCAGCCGACACCGUCAUCUUUUACGAUAUGGACUUCAAUCCGCAGUUGGACUACCAGGCUGAGGAUCGGGCACACCGGAUCGGACAGAGAAAAAAAGUGCACGUGUUCCGACUGCUCGUACGUGGUAGCAUUGACGAGCUGCUCUUUAAAUAUGCGGAACGCAAACGGCUACUGGACGAGUCGGUCAUAAAAAGGUCGACCCUUUCGAAACAUGCGAUACAAGAAGCUUUUGAAUUCCAGCUCACAUCAUUGACGUCGAAUGGUCUCAUCGAUAAAGUAGCAGUGGAUAGAGAACUGGACGAGCUUUUCGAACAGAUGAACACGCAGAUUGAUCCUGUUACGAAACUUCGAGGACUUCAGGAGGAUUGUUCUAUCAUAUUACCCGGCAUUGCUUGGAAACCCAGAUUUGACGUGGAGACCGAAGAGAAAAACUCACGAAAGAGAGCUAACAAUAGCGUAUCGCCUAUAUUAGGCAAGCGACGAAGAUUCAAUCCUUGA
Molecule: messenger RNA, 1986 nt
Organism: Anopheles nili
Lineage: Eukaryota; Metazoa; Arthropoda; Insecta; Diptera; Culicidae
Product: chromatin-remodeling complex ATPase chain Iswi-like
Exons: 3
Coding region: 1-1986 (661 amino acids)
Biological process (GO): positive regulation of transcription by RNA polymerase II
Cellular component (GO): nucleus
Molecular function (GO): ATP binding; ATP-dependent chromatin remodeler activity; DNA binding
Source: RefSeq, a predicted model, not a curated record